AGUGGUGAUCAUAAUGAAUGGGCAUAUUUCAAACACCCAUCCCAAUGUAUACGGAAAUUAUCCUUCUCAAGUAAAUGGAUAUGGAUCGCCGACCUUUUCUUCAAGGGACAAGGAUCAGAGUUCAAAGACAAGUGCAAAAGCUUUGUAUGAGCAAAGGAAGAAUUAUGCACGAGACAGCAUCAGCAGCAUUUCAGAGAUAACACAAUACCAUGUGGAGCACCUGACCACUUUUAUUCUGGAUCGGAAAGAAGCCAUGAUCACAGUUGAUGAUGGAAUAAGGAAGCUGAAACUCCUGGAUGCAAAGGGCAAGGUCUGGACACAAGAUAUGAUUCUUCAUGUGGAUGACAAAGCUGUCAGUCUAGUGGACUUAGAAUCCAAGAAUGAACUUGAGAACUUCCCCUUGAGCACCAUACAGCAUUGCCAGGCGGUGAUGAAUUCAUGCAACUACGACUCCAUCCUUGCUCUAGUGUGCAAAGAGCCAUCCCAGAGCAAAGCAGAUCUCCAUCUUUUCGAGUGUGAUGAAGUGAAGGCUAACUUUAUCCAUGAAGAUAUUGAAAGUGCCAUCAGCGAUAGCAAAGGAGGGAAACCAAAGCAGCGACUUGAGACCCUCAGGAUGAUUUCCAGAUCAGAGAGUGCCAUUCCUCCACCUCCCAGAGCGCCAGCUCCUGUCCCCCCAGGGACUGUUACACAGGUGGAUGUCCGGAGCCGGGUGGCAGCUUGGUCCGCGUGGGCAGCUGAACAGGGAGAUUGUGAGAAACCAAAGCAAUACCAAGAGCAUGAAGAAACAGCUGAAAUGAUGGCAGCCAGGAUUGACCGAGAUGUUCAAAUCCUGAAUCAUAUUCUGGAUGACAUUGAAUAUUUUGUCACCAAGCUUCAAAAAGCAGCAGAAGCUUUUUCAGAACUUUCAAAGCGGAAGAAAAGCAAGAAAAAUAAGAAGAAAGGACCAGGUGAGGGGGUCUUAACUCUCCGUGCAAAACCUCCAUCUGCAGAUGAAUUUGUGGACUGUUUGCAAAAAUUUAAGCAUGGUUUCAACCUUUUGGCAAAAUUAAAGUCACACAUCCAGAAUCCCAGUGCACCUGAACUGAUUCAUUUUCUGUUUACUCCUCUAAAUAUGGUGGUACAAACAACAGGAGGCCCCGAGCUUGCUAGCACAGUGCUCAGCCCUCUUUUGACAAAAGACACCAUUGAGUUCUUACGCUGCAUUGUCACAAGUGAGGAAGGACAACUCUGGGUAUCCCUAGGCAACGCGUGGACCAAAGCCAGAGCUGAGUGGCCCAAGGACCACUUCAUCCCACCCUACAUGCCACGAUUCAGGAAUGGCUGGGAGCCUCCCUUGCUGAGCUUCAUGGGAGCCCCAAAUGAGCAAGAACUCAACCAGUUAGCCGAGUCUGUGGCCAACGUGGCGGAACAGCAGAGGAAGCAAGAGAUGAAAAGAUUGUCAACAGAGCAUUCCAGCAUCUCAGAUUAUCCUCCAUCUGAAGGGUAUGCAUUCAGUAACACAGCUUACAAAAGAGGGCCUCUGCCGGACCAGGGGGCAGCGGUGGCUGCUUUUAAGCAAAGUGUUAGCCGACAUGUAGAUAGAAAUUAUGAAGCGCAUAAAACCUCGAUCAAGAAAUACGCCAAAACCAAAUAUGACUUUGUGGGAAGAAACCAGAGCGAGCUGUCAGUUCUGAAGGAUGACAUUUUGGAGAUUCUUGAUGACAGAAAGCAAUGGUGGAAAGUCCAGAAUGCAAAUGGAUUGACUGGAUUUGUGCCAAAUAACAUCUUGGAACCUCUCAGAGCUCCUGAAGGUGUCUCUACAGAGCCAGCUUAUGCACACACCAUACAGAAACAGAGGACGGAGUUUUCUCCAAAGCAACCAGAUCCCACGCCGGCUGCUCCUUCACCACCCCAGAUGCCGCUUCCGGUCCCUCUCCCUCCCUGCGUCCCGGCUCCUGUCCCCGUUCCAGUGCCAAAGGUCCCGGGGGCCAUCAGCCGCCAGAGCAGCACAUCAAGCGAUGGUGGCCGAGAUGCCCAGAGGCAAAAACUGCCACCUGUUGACCGAAGGAAAUCUCAAAUGGAGGAAGUUCAAGAUGAACUCAUUCACCGCCUUACCAUCGGUCGGAGUGCUGCCCAAAAGAAGUUCCAAGUGCCACGCUCCAGUGCCCCCGUAGUCAAUAUCAACUACGAAUCUUCUCCAGAAGACAUUAAAGUUUGGCUUCAGGCCAAAGGAUUCAACUCAGUGACCGUGAACAGCCUUGGAGUUUUGACUGGUGCACAACUGUUUUCCCUCAACAAAGAUGAACUUAAAUCUGUGUGUCCAGAAGGCGCUCGAGUCUACAGCCAAAUUACUGUUCAGAAGGCGGCACUAGAGAAUUCCAGUGGAAGUUCAGAACUGCAAGAGAUCAUGAAAAGACGGAAAGAGAAACUUAACGCGGCUGCCACAGAUUCAGGAGUCGAAUCUUUCGAUGAGAGCAGUGGUCACUAAUAGACUCGCCUGCAAAUGUUUUGUGGUUAUUGUCAAGGGGGGGGGAAACCCGUUGUUCUUGGCAUUGUUCCAUCAUGCUUUGUUUUAGGAAGCCAUGAGGGGGAAAUGUCGGGGGAUUGUCUCUAUUUAUGUAGCUGGGAUAUCAUGCCAUUAAGGGAGCAUGCAGUUGGGAGCCAAGAGGAAGAAUGCAAUUGCCGAUUUGCCUCUCCCUUGACAGAAAAAAAAAAUAUAGAGAAGGAUAUUCCCUGGAGGAGUUCCUUAACCAGGCCUCCUGAGAGAAUUUCAUGCUUUGCUCAUCUUUUUUCCACAGCCUAGCAAAGUCACAUUGCAAUAUUUUGAGUUGCCCUCAGACUGAGCCAUCUGACGAAAUGUGUUGAAAUCUGCAGUCCAACAGAAAGUCCAAAACAGCAUGAUCCAGCCAGCGUUGAUUCAUUCCUUUGUCCAGGCCCCGUUGAUUUCAACAGAAAAGUGAAAUCAAUACUUACAUUUCUGCCAUUGAAAUCAAGAGGACCUCAAAGGAUUUCAUUGUGGCACAACGUUCCUUUUAUUCAUGCCAUCCAUGCGGUUUGCCACAAUUAUGGACCGCGGCUUUUCUCAUCCACCAGCACUUAAGAUUUCCACGUUUAUUUAGAAGCUCCCAGAUGAAUGAUAUAUUUUUAAUUAUAUUGUCAGUGACCACACUGAUCUUACAAGCACAGAUUAAACUCUUCUAACGGCAUCCUGUCAUGAUUUCUUAAUGGAAGUGUACAUAGCAAUGUAAUUUAUUCUGCAUUUCAAUUAUUUGUCUGUUUGCCUUGGGGGGGGGAGGGAUAAGUAUGAAUCAAUGAAAACACUAAUACAAUAAACAAUAGCACAAAUUUUAAAAAGCAGGGGCAUUUAGAUCUUAUUUUGAUAUCCACGUGGUAGUUCACAGUAUUAUUUCUUAAUAGUAUUGCAUUUUUUUUCAUUUAAAAAAAAAUCUUUAACUUCACCAAGCGAAAAGGAAAGGGGAAAAAGGGGGAGGGGGGAAAGUGUUUAUAAAUGUUUUUAAAAAUGCUACAAAAUUACAUCUUGAUUUCCAAUUUAAAUCGUUUUAAAAAAUAUAGCCAAAAUAUUCCAGUAAACACAUGAAUAUAUUUUUUUUCUGUGCAAAAACGUUCUGUUCUGUCACAUGGCACGUCAAGACAAAAUAAGAGGAAAAAUGUGUCCUUUGACCAACCUAGAUGAGAUGUAUUGAUUUUCAUGGUGCCUUUUUUAUGACUCCUCAAAGUCUGCAAUAAACACUGAUGUACGU
Messenger RNA from Protobothrops mucrosquamatus (brown spotted pit viper), 3740 nucleotides. RefSeq names its product epidermal growth factor receptor pathway substrate 8 (gene EPS8). Gene Ontology annotation, biological process: positive regulation of ruffle assembly; regulation of Rho protein signal transduction; Rho protein signal transduction. The transcript has 20 exons. Gene Ontology annotation, cellular component: vesicle; ruffle membrane; plasma membrane. Bases 14 to 2467 code for a protein of 817 amino acids. The record is from RefSeq and is a predicted model, not a curated record. Gene Ontology annotation, molecular function: actin binding. Lineage: Eukaryota; Metazoa; Chordata; Lepidosauria; Squamata; Viperidae.